Molecule: messenger RNA, 3036 nt
Organism: Paramuricea clavata
Lineage: Eukaryota; Metazoa; Cnidaria; Anthozoa; Malacalcyonacea; Plexauridae
Source: the annotation of a GenBank genome assembly
CUAUUAUCUGUGCUAUUAUUAAUUAUGGCUAUUAAAAUUUUUUUGGCUAUGGACCAAUAUUCUGGUAUUAUUGAGCAAAUAAAACCGGCUGUAAAGCCAAAUCAACUACAAUAUCUUCUUGAGAUAGCAAAAGUUGAAAAUUAUACAAAUCUUUAUAUCAACUACGAGAACUUAGAGGAAAUUCCUCGAGAAGUCUUAGAGAUCACUUCAAUCCAAGGGCUUUUUCUGAAGCGUAAUUUAUUAAAAUCAUUGGUAAGACUCAGUUGCAAUGCAUUCUGCAGUUUGGCAUGAUGGUUGCCUUGCAAUGAUGUUUUAUUUUCUUUCGUUAAGCCACCAGAUUUAUGGAAGUUACCAUUACUUAAAACACUGUAAGUACUUUCUUAUACCUAAACAAUAAUAGAGAGGCUCAGAUUUGACUUCCACUACCUAACCUGUCACUGGCUUUAAUAGUAUGCAUCUGAUUGGUGAAUCAGAUAUACCAAACGCAUCUGAUUGGUUAAUCAGACCAAACGCAUCCGAUUGGUUAAUCAGAUAUACCAAAUGCAUCUGAUUGGUUAAUGGUCCCUUAAUGGUAGCAGAAGUCAAAUCUGAACCUCUCUAAUAUUGAUGUCAAUACCAUAUAUACCAUGAAACGAUCAAUACCAUCUUGGUUAAACUGCUUAUAUUAUUCAUAGGUACUUACCAUCAAACCAACUCACCUCACUACCAGAAGGUAUCCAAAUAAUGGUAGUGUUACAUUAUCUAGCCAAGCUAGAGUAUAAUUAAUAAUCUCAGACACUCAAAACACUUCUGCUUAUGUAGCUUAUUUAUUUGUUUAGAAAUUGGGAAAUGUGUGAAUUUGGAGAGGCUAAAUAUUGACAGUAACUGUCUGAAAUUAUUCCCGAAGACAAUUGGAGAAUUAACAAAGUUGAAAACAUUGCAAGCAUCAAGCAAUGAGCUGGAAUUCAUUCCCCCAGGUAGAGUCUAUACGUUGUGGAGGUGAUGAUCAAGUUGAAAAUAUCUUACUGACAGCUUAUCUUUGCUUAGAAAUUGGUCAACUAAAAUCCCUGGAAAUUCUUGAGUUGAUGAACAAUUCCAUACAAUGCCUCCCAGAAGAAUUAUCAAAAUGUACCAAUCUCAGGUCAUUGUUUGUGGAUGGAAACUUGAUUCAAGAAUUACCCAGAAUCCUUCUUACACUUUCUCGUCUACAAGAUUUGUCAUUAAGUAGAAAUUACAUCAGUCAUCUGCCACAUGGUAUGAUCACAGACAGGAUUAAGAUUAGUGUUAGGAUUUAAGGAUAAAGGAUUGUACAUAGGAUUUAGGUUAGGAUUAGAAUGAGGUUAGGCCUAGGAAAGGUUAUGAUUAGAGUAAGGAUUAUGGCUGGGUUUGGUAAGAAUAUUGGCAAGUUUUUUUCAAUCUACUAUUUCAGAAUUGAACAGACUAUGCAAGUUAAAAUCGUUAGUUCUGGAUAACAACAAAGAUUUAACAGUUAUUCCUGCAUCAGUGUUUGGCAUUCCACAUCUUCAAAUUUUAGGAUUACAUGGGUAAGUCACCUAACUGUGGUCACAUGCAUAAAUUGUAAUGUUUUACAGUGAGACUAAUUAUGGUACAAUGCUGUUUUCAAGGUCUGGUUCCAGCAAUGUUGGACAAAGUGUUGUAGAAAUAUUAGCGGAAUAUAGUAACAUUCAAGAAUUUAGGAAGGUGAUGGGCAAUGUAGUAACACUUUUGGAAUUAUGUCUUCGCAAUGCACCUGGUAAGAACAUUUAUAACAAAGUGAAUCAAUUUCCAUGUAACAAUCAUCUCAAUUUAAAUAGAAUCUCACAACCCUAAUCCAGCUUCAACCCUUAACCCUAAUCUAGUAAAUUAUUCUCCUGGAUAGUUGCUGAAACCUUUCUGCUUUCUAGAUACAAAACAACAAGAAUUGCUUCCCAAACCAUUGCAAACAUUACUGAAAACUCCAAAAGGAUGUUGUCACCUAUGCAGCCAGAGAUAUUAUGUAAAUGCAUUUUUUGAAACUUGCGACAGCCUUUACUCACAAGUCCUAACUCUGAUACAGGAUAAACUGUACACUCAGAUUAAAGAUUCUAAUUGUUAUUUUAUAUUUUGUUUUUGUUCUUAUAAUUGUUUUAAAGAAUUUGUAGUAGCUCAGAGUAGAUAGUAGCCAGCAAACAGGCUCUUUGCAUUGAAUUCGAGCCUGUUCAAAUAGAGCCUGUUUGCAGGCAAGUAGAUAGUAGUUUGCAUCAAGUAGUCAUUCAAUUUAUUUAUAUGUAAAUAAAAUCUGUAUAUAAUUAUAUCAAUGUGUUAUUUUAAACAUGUUCAACAUGUCUUGGUGUGUGGUGUUAUUGUGGUUAAAACUAUAAAAAUAUUACUAUAAACUCGUAUAAAAUCUUCUUAUAAAAUAACUUUAAGGUGAUUUUUUCCCUUCCAGUUCCUCCAUAAGUUUCUUAAGUUGUAUAUCAGACCUCCAAUGUAAGUCUGGCAGUAAGUUUGAUCUCAUCAAGAUGAGCACUGCGAAAUGAAAGGGUGCUAAGAAGAGGUCAUUCAUUAUAGUACAAACAAUAAACACAACAUCUCCUUGUCUUUCCAAAAUGACAGGUUGUUCACUUUCAAUCAAGAAAUGUCCGACAGCAAUUUGAAAGCCAAGAACUAGGACAAGCAUGAUGAAAGCUUGCAUAAAUGAUGUUUCCACAUUCAGACCAUGAUAUGCAACCAGGAGAUACAAUACAGAAUAGAUUCCCUGGAGGAAAAACGUUUGAAUUGUCUUUGAAAUACUGGUGCCUUUAAGAAUUCAAUAUUAAUAUGAAAAAGCCACCAAUUAUGUUAUAGAAAAUGCCCAAAAAUCAUAACCCUAUAGCCCUAACCUUAAUCCAAAUCUACAAGUUUCAACAUUUAACAGAUACAUAAAACAUACCCCAAGUUUGAGAUCUUGUGCCAAGCAAAUUGCAAUGUUGAAAAAAAUAAGGAAAAUAUUGACAAUUGUAGGAAAUAAUAUUCCUGCCAUUGAUAAUAAAAACUUUGUUGACAACCAUGCUGUUGCCACGUGAAUAAUAACAUUCC